Messenger RNA from Camellia sinensis, 627 nucleotides. The record is from RefSeq and is a predicted model, not a curated record. Lineage: Eukaryota; Viridiplantae; Streptophyta; Magnoliopsida; Ericales; Theaceae.
AUGCUUCACAUCAAAAACAGUGAGCUUAGAGUGACUCUUGCGAGUUACUACCUAAAGAGAAAUGCGAGCCAAUGGUGGAAAUACGCCAAAGGUCGAAUAGAACCGACAUGGGAAGCAUUUGUAGUGGCUUUCCAAGACAAGUACCUACCUCCCACGGCUAGGGAGAGGUUGGGGCAGGAAUUUGAAGACCUCAAGCAAGGCAAUAUGUCUGUGGCCGAGUUUAAAGCGGCCUUCUAUAGUUUGUCCCAGUUUGCACCAGAGUUAGUAGCAACGGAGGAGCGUCGUUGCAUCGAGUUUGAGAAGAAACUAAGAACCAAGAUCUUGUUCAAGGUUGCCGAGAACAUGAUCCGAAAUUAUGACCGACUUGUGGAAGCGGCGACAUAUGUAGAGAUUAUCGUGGAAGCCAAGGAGGAGAGAAUUCGAGGGUCAAGGUCAAGGGGUCAAGGGUCACAGGGGGACUAUAGGCCCAACAAGAAGAGCAGGAACAUGUUUUCAUCCCAUUUCCCACCGCAGCAGUCUAGAUCCACCUUUUCCUUGCCUAGUGUGGGCCCGGGGAAGAGUUCACUGAGUGGCUUCUCUUGCUUCAAAUAUGGCCAACCGGGUCACAAGGCUUUUGCAUGUCCGUAG